CAAUAAUUACAUCAUAACAAUUGUAAUAGUUGAAUAAUAUAAAACUCUGUUGAACUCUAUACAUAAUUAAAAAUGGCGUCCAACAUGUCAGACAAAUGUGUCGCUUAUGUCGAGAAAACAAUGAAAAGUGGUUAUUUUGUCUUUUUUGUUUCUUAAAAUUUUUAUACAACAGUAAAUAUUGAUUGAUGAUCGAACAAAGUAUUUUAUUAAUUUCAAAAAGAUGUUUUAUUCGCACGAACUUCUUUCUAUGCGACAAAAAGGAAAAUUUGCACGAUGUUGGUUAGCUGCUACAGUCAAUGAUCAAAUAUUUAAACAAAUGUGUAGAUCAUCGACCGUGAAUGGAAUUAAUUUAUGUGAAUUAUGCAUAGAAAUAAUGAAUACAAUUCAAAUUGAAAGUAAUGAAACAAAUAGACGAUUCAGUUUGUAUUUAUCAUCGCAACUUAUGUAUGGAGCAGUAAAAAUAUUAUUAUAUCAGACAACUAAUUUACAAACUCAAGUUUUUCAAAUAGACAAGAAAGUAUUAUAUUACAAAAAGAACAAAAUAUAUGAAGUUGAUAAUAUUUCCAAAAAUUUAGAAUCAUGUAAUAUAACUUGUAUGAUCCAAGAUUUUAAUGAUAUUCAAUCAGAUAACACUUUACCCGUUUUAUGCGAUGAAUUGAAUAUAAAUACUAAAAUGGAGGCAAUGAUGCGUGAUGCUGCAUGUUUGGAUUUUGGUGCUUUAACUCAUGAACAAUUGAACUUUCUCCUUCCAAAUGGUGAAGAUAUUUCAUUAGAAAUAUUCGAAAGAAUGCAUAUUACAAAUUCGAAUUUGGAUAGAGAAUUAAAUGAUACUUCUCCAGUCAAUAAAAAUAUUUUGUCAAGUUUAGAAGUAUCUGACAUCACGAUGCAUAAAAUUGAGACAGGAAUGUCAAUAGAUAAUGUAUCUAUAGAAAAUGAAGUAGAUUUUGGAGCAUAUACGAAGACAACAUUGUCAGAUAUAACUGUACAAGAAUUUAUGCCAGCGAAGAAUACUUUUGUAACAUCUCAAAAGAGACAAUCUGCCAAAGGUAUACAUAUAGAAACACCAAUCAAAAAAAGACGCUUAAGAUUCGAAGAUACAGCAGUUCCAAAUACGGCAGAAAUUGUAACAAUACCAGAAGUAAUUUCUGUUCCUACUGCAGAUUAUUUUGUAGAACCAUUACAGAAUUUGGAAUCAAUGCAUAUAGAUUCACAACAGAUUAAAAUAAAAUCAAGAAGAAAGAAAAUAUUUGCAGACAAAAAUAUAAAAUUCAGUCAUAAAAUAAUAAGAAAAUGGAUCAGUGAUGUCAAUGCUCAUACUGUUCCGUUAAGUGUUAUUAAUGUAAAUAUAUCAACAUCAGAAAUUCUUUUCCAAAUGGCACCAGCAAGAUUUACUUCUACUCGAAAAAAUAAAUGGAAUAGUCCUUUAGUAACACUUUUCAAUACGCACGCUGUUGUACCAUCUAUUAAAAAAAAGAUACAAGUGGAAGGUGGACAGUUAGAAAAAUCAAGUGAAUUUUUGCGUUUAAUGGAUAGAAGCAAUAAAACUGAAGAAUUGCUCUCUGAUUUGUCAUCGGCGAUUGGAAGGACUGCUGAAAUAAGCAAAAAUAUAAGUUCAGAGAAAAGUGUUGCCAUUAGCAUUGAUGAGCUUCCAGAAGUAAUAAAAUUUCAUGAUGUAAUGGCAUCAACUAAUGAUGAAUUAGAAAAAAUACAAUCACCAAAUAUUGCAAGAGAAUCAUUUAUACCGGAUGCUAGUCCAGACUCUUCAUCCAGACUUCCAUCUUAUUUAUUAACAAAACAAGAAUUACAUGCAUUAUUGGAGAUAAUUUGGCGGAACAAUCAAUUUGCAACAUUUACAGAUAUAAUUUCACCAGAUCAUUAUAGUAAAUUAGAUGCUUCUUGUUGUUUCACAUUUCUCUUGGAAUUAUACAAAGAGAAGAGAAUUAUUUUAAAACAAGCUACACCUUAUGAUAUCAUCUGGAUACAAAAAUAUGCAUAAUUUGGGUGAUAAUGAUUCUUUUGCUCAAUUAAUAUAUUAAAAUAUCAUUUAUUCUACAAGAAACAGAUUAUUAUUUGAAAUACUUA
Vespa mandarinia (Asian giant hornet) is the source of this 2082-nucleotide messenger RNA. RefSeq lists its product as uncharacterized. Gene Ontology annotation, cellular component: meiotic cohesin complex. The record is from RefSeq and is a predicted model, not a curated record. Gene Ontology annotation, biological process: meiotic sister chromatid cohesion; double-strand break repair. Gene Ontology annotation, molecular function: protein binding; chromatin binding. NCBI's taxonomy places the organism in Eukaryota, Metazoa, Arthropoda, Insecta, Hymenoptera, Vespidae.